Molecule: messenger RNA, 2184 nt
Organism: Xenia sp. Carnegie-2017
Lineage: Eukaryota; Metazoa; Cnidaria; Anthozoa; Malacalcyonacea; Xeniidae
Exons: 15
Coding region: 446-2089 (547 amino acids)
Source: RefSeq, a predicted model, not a curated record
UCAUUCUAAAUGGGUAUUACUCAGAGUUCUAAAUUUUAGAAUGCGGAAGAUAGCCAAUUUAGAUUGCUUUCUGUGCUAUCUAAAGGCUAUGUUUGUCUCUCCUGACCUCAAUAUCUCUGGACAGUGUGAGACAGACAGAAAAGAUGGCGCUUAGUAGGAGCGGCAAUCGCAGGGUAAAACCAUACUCUUUGACUGUGAAGACAUACUCUGCGGCUGGGAAACUUAGUAGGAAAAAUAUUUCUCUCUCUCCUAAUGUUGUUCUUCCUAAUGUUGUUCUUCCCAUUCGCACGAUCGAUGCAUUUAAAGGCUUUCAAGAAAACCUUAACGAAGGUACAAAUAAUUUACGUGGAACUGGAUCUCGAUAUGAAAGGAGGAGAGUGAAUGAAAGCGAAUCCUGGAAGUGUUUGCAAGAUAAUUAAUAAAGUCGUACAUCGAAAAUUGUGCCAUGUUACCAGGACAACUCUGCGUAAAAUGUUUAGAAGAUGGGAUACCAGCAAAGAAAGCAGAAAUUAGAUGUCGUGAUUGCGGUCACGGACAGUUCUACUGUUUUGAGUGUGCGGAAUCCCUUCAUCGAACGAGGAAUGUUUUCCAUUUGGUUGAAGUAUGGAAGACUGAUUUUGAAAUGUUUGUUCCAUUACUUAUUGGUGGUAUAUUAUGUGACAGUCAACAUGCUAACUGCUCUUCAACAGAAUCACGUACUAUAAUAUGUGUGGAUGGAAAAGGUCGGCAGCAUUUAAAAAUUGUUGAAUUCUGUCAGUGUAUUAAGGAUGCUGAAAAACUAAUUAAACUCCAGCUGUGGCCAGGCUCAUCUUCUAAACCCAAAAUUGCAUUUCACUUUGACUUCAUGGAUUUUGCUGAAAAAUUCUUGCUCGAGAGCCAUGUAUCCUUGCACAAAUUUUGCAGCACUGUUGAAGUUGAAUAUCCUGAAAUGCUACCUAGACUGGUCAAAAACAUAUAUAAUGUGUUAAACAAUGGAUCAUUCGAUGAAUACAGAUAUUUCAAACACCAAGUCAGAUCAUUAAAGUUCAUACAGAAAGACCUGAUUGAUUAUAGAAAUUGCCCUCUUUGCCCACAAAGUUGUCAGAUAUUUAAGGCAGGAGAAUUUACAGAAGCACUUCACUCCAAAGGAAAAAAUCAACUGUUUGAUGAAAAAGGAGUGUUUGGUAGUUGUUGCAGUCGGCAUUCACACCCUGGACGAUUUUUCAGCACUAAAUAUGGGGAAAGAAUAUCGUAUUCGCUGUUCCUAAUCCAAAGCAUUUUAAAAGAUGCUGACCAAAGUCCUGGUGUUGAUUUAAAAAUAAUGUAUGAUAUUGGAUGUGUAUUAUCAUCACAUUUAAAGGCAAACAAGAGGCAUGACAUUUUGUCAAAAGUGUCAAUUUCGGUGCCGAUAUUUCAUUGUUAUGGACACAAGGCUUCAUGCCAGGUCAAGUUCAGUCCUAGAAGGCUCGAUGGUUUUGGUCUUACAGAUGGUGAGGCUAUUGAAAGGCUCUGGGCUUACCUUCGUGGGUUCUCAGCCAUUACUAAGGAGAUGUCUGCCAGUAGAAGAGUAGAUCUUUUGACAGACGCUCUUCUUCACUUAUCUCGAAGAAAUUUUAGCAAUGCAGGAAAAUCGUUAACGUCGAAGCUUAAAAAAUGUUUACAACUUAAAAUUAAAACGCAACAAGAAAUGAAGGAUUUAUUUAGCGAACUACCUGUGACGUACGAUCCUGAAAUUGUUUGUCAGUGGGAGGCCAGAGAGAAGGAAAUUAUGUCAAGAGUCUACCCAGAACAUAAAGAAAUCACGGAAAACUGGAAAGUGACGUACGUUCAAAAGCUACUGCAUUUUAAACAACUAAGUGCUACAUUAUUCGGAUGUUUUGAUGAAAACCAGGAGAUAACAUCUGAAGAUUACUCAAUUCAUCAGAUGUCGAAAAAACUAUACCAUCAUACAAAGAAAACGAAAAGAUACUAUCGGAGCUUUACAUGGACUUUCCAUAGAAAGGCAUUUCUUAAUAACAUUGAAAAAGAAGUAUGCAGAUGGUCAGAAAAUUGCCACUCGCUUGUCCAGGCAAAUCACCAAGAUCACGAACAAGAUGAAAUUAACAAUUGAGAAACACAAUGCUGCCAUUGAUUCUCUUCGUGAUUUUAUAAACAGUUUACCCGAUCGUCUGACAUUUGACAAAGCGAAAGAUCCUACAUCAGACC